CAUGUAUCCAUCAGCCAAAGUCAUCGGCAACGAUCUCAGUCCAAUCCAACCCGAAUAUGUUGCACCAAACGCAGAGUUUGUGAUUGAAGAUUUUGAAGACGAAUGGGUGUAUCAGAAUGACUAUUUCGAUUUUAUUCAUGGUCGGACAUUGUCAGGGCACUUGAAUCCCGGUGGAUGGUUAGAAGUGCACGAAGCAAGCUCGAAGGACGGCCGCUCCUUGAACGUGUGCGAACAACUCAAGCCCUGGAUGGUCCAAGCCGGUUUUGAAGACGUACAAGUAGUGGUCCAUAAGAUUCCAUGGGGCCCAUGGGCAAAGGAUCCACACUUAAAAGAAAUCGGACGCUAUCAAAUUGUCAAUGCCAUUGAAUCCGUUGAUUCGUAUGGCCUCGCGUUGAUGACACGGUAUGUGGGAUACACCGAGGGACAUGCAAAGAUCUUUUUGGCGGUUGUCAAGGAGCAAAUACGAAGUAAAUCUUUGCAUGCCUACAAUUUGACGUAA
Molecule: messenger RNA, 499 nt
Organism: Talaromyces atroroseus
Lineage: Eukaryota; Fungi; Ascomycota; Eurotiomycetes; Eurotiales; Trichocomaceae
Exons: 4
Source: RefSeq, a predicted model, not a curated record